This is a messenger RNA of Oreochromis aureus, 2807 nucleotides long. RefSeq names its product jeltraxin-like. The record is from RefSeq and is a predicted model, not a curated record. The coding region runs from base 49 to 822 and encodes 257 amino acids. NCBI's taxonomy places the organism in Eukaryota, Metazoa, Chordata, Actinopteri, Cichliformes, Cichlidae. The transcript is spliced from 6 exons.
CUAGAACAUGGGAACAAGUAAAAGUGAAAUAUAAGAAUAUUCUACAGAAUGCAACCAAGAAAAGGGCAGAGCAAAAAAAGACAGGUGGUGGUCCUGCACCCCCUCGUCACAUCCCGGCAGAGGAGCUGGCCCUAUAGGGUUGAAUGCCACCAGACCGUUGUUGAGGACAUCCCUGGGGGCAGCUCUUCCUUAGACGAGCAGCCGGGGUGCAGUAGCAGCAGCACCUUCAUAACUGGUGUGUCGGUGUGUCUGCGUUACAUGACUGACACUGUGCAGCCAAACUUCCCACUCUUCACUCUCAGUCCAGGCAUAUCCCCUCUGAGUCUGCAGGGUAGCUUUGACACGUUCAUGCUGUCCUAUUAUGAUUCCUUCAGUGUGAACCUGCAGCCCAUUGUGCACUUAUGGCCGGACAUUAAGCAGGACAUCUGGACCAGUGUCUGCCUCACUGUGGACACCAGUAAGAGUGUGGUUCAGAUGUUCAGUGGCGGGUAUAUGAGCCCCAGGAAGGUAAUGCCUUAUCAGUAUGUGUGGUCAGGCGAGCCUGUGAUUAGUUUCCCAGGCUUUGAUGGUCAGCUGACAGACGUCCAGGUGUGGGACUAUCCUCUGCGAUAUAGAGACAUCAUCUACUACAUGAGCAGAAGUUAUUACGGGUCUUACAGCGGCUCCGUCAUCUCCUGGUCCAACAUCAGAUACAAUAACAGAGGAAGGGCAGUCUUGGAGGACACCUUUGACAUGCGAGCAAAAGUUGAGCAAGAGAGUAGACGAAAGGAAAAGAAGAUGAGAUUCUUCAGUGUGGAGGAGGAAAACAAGCUGCUGCUUUAAAGCAUGGGCUGCAGUCUGAAGUGGAUUAAUCCUGCCUUUUUACAUCUGUAUUUAAUAUUCAGUAUGUUGAUGUGUAUGUUGGAUAUUCUGUUAUUCAACUGUGCUUUUAUAUUGCUGAUGUAAAUGUGAUUAGCACUGUUGUCCCUUACCAACUUACAAGAAAAAAAUCAAUACAAUCAACGUUUGCAGGCCUAUGUCACCUUACAAUGAUAGAGCCAAGUCCAACUUAAUUGUUUAUGUAUUUUAAAAUUUCACAAUCACCGUACAAAUAUGAGUGUACAGGAAAGGAGUGUCCCCUUAUCUGUAAAAUAUCUGGAAUUUAGGCCAGGUUAAACCAUUGAAAAGCUCAGUAUACUCCUAAUAUACACAGGUUAUGUAAGAUGGUGAAAUAUUGUUUUUUUUCCCAAAAAUUACCAAGAAAUUAUCAACUACUUAAAUUUACUUACAAUGUAAUUAUUUCUUCAUUCGCAUAGAAAACAUGAAUUUAUGCAUAACUUAAAAUCACUUACACAGUACUUCACAUGAUUUCCAGAAUAGUGUCUCCUUUCCUGUAAAACAUCUGAAGUUAUGUAAUUAUUAAAAUUACUUAUUUACUACCGAAAAUGACUUACACAUUACAUACUUGAGUACAUACUAAAUUAAGUACUUGUGCAGUACAUAAUUUACUUACAGUAUAACUAUUUCUAGUGUGCCUAGCUUUAAUUAUUUGUAGGUAAACUUAAUUCUAACUUUAAAUAACAUACAUGGAAAUUACAUUUAAUUAUGCUCUUAGUCACGGGUAUUAUAAUGUAUUACUAAAAAGUGCUUAUUUUAAGCAAAUUUCCCACUUGUGGGACUAAUAAAGGUUUAUCUUAUCUUAUUCCUAAACUUACCCACUAACUGUCUUGUGUUCCAGCCUAACCUCAGCCGACCUGUCUCACUGUUGGAUUUCUCUUUCUAACAUGGCCAUGUCUUAUUUAUUUUACAAGUAAGUAAAUAAGUAAAACUUUAUAAGUACGUCAUAGGAGCCAACAAUGCAUAAAAAAACAAAAUUAGAGAAAUUAAUAAAAAGCUGAUUUUAAAAGAUGUUUUUAACUGGCUUUUAAAUAAGACCUUACCAGAGGCAGGUGAAAACACUGAGCACAUAUGAACCAAUGCACUGUAAGACACUUUCGAACAAAAGUGUAGUUAAAAUGUCCAGAGAGCAAGAAAACGCUGUCAUUGUACCACUAAGCUUCGUUACUGCUGCAAAACUGCCUAAGAUAACAGGUCGAGCUGAUGUGACAACCGUCUGCAUAGAUGCUGAGGAAGAGAUAUUAUUUCUUACAUUUCUGACCUUAAAACAAAAAAUGAAAGAAAAUAAGAAAAGAAAUAAGAAAAUAUAUACAACAUAAAGAGUCUUUAGAUAGUGUGCAGAUAACAUCAGUCUACCCAGUGUCAUAAAAAGAUUUUCACAGUUCUGCCCUUUUACUUAUUCUGUGGCCAUAAGGUUUGAAAACAGCCUCUGGGAAUCUUAUAUCCUCUUUCCGAAAUGCUUCAGUAUCAGAGGAAACAAAACAAAAGCUCAAGAACAAAAUGUGGAACUAAAAAUCUGUUUUGGUUACCGUUCAAUCUGUUUUCAUGUUUCAUGUUAGGUGGGACUUGUGGUCCUCCUACAAAAACUGUGUGUCAGAAAGAAUCUGUUUACCAAUCUGUUUGCUGCAUUACUAUGUGUAAACUAUUUCACAGAUGUAAAUACACGCACUGAAAUAUAAUGAAAUGAGGCUCUCUAGCAUUCUGUACUGAGAAUUAUCGUUGCAGCAUCAACAUACGCGCACACAUGCAGGAUAAAACUUCACGUUUCCACACAUUCAAACCUUCCUGCUCCUGUUUGAAAUAUGUUGCUUACUUGCGAUGAUUUUACAUCUCAACAUUUGUUACUGAGUGACGGAAAUAAGAUUUCCUUAAGAUUAUUCAGAGAUCUAGCAUCAGCGCUUGUAGACUUUAAAAAACUGCAGCAAACAGAA